Messenger RNA from Grammomys surdaster, 3500 nucleotides. RefSeq names its product A-kinase anchoring protein 8 (gene Akap8). NCBI's taxonomy places the organism in Eukaryota, Metazoa, Chordata, Mammalia, Rodentia, Muridae. Bases 81 to 2147 code for a protein of 688 amino acids. Gene Ontology annotation, molecular function: DNA binding; protein kinase A regulatory subunit binding. Gene Ontology annotation, cellular component: nuclear matrix; nucleus. The record is from RefSeq and is a predicted model, not a curated record. The transcript is spliced from 14 exons.
CCAGUAGCAGACAGCACGUUGAACGCAUGCGUUCUGAGGGAAGCUAAGAAAAGGAUCUGCUGGCGGGUCGCGUCGGAGACAUGGAGCAAGGCUACGGAGGCUAUGGGGCAUGGAGUGCUGGACCUGCCAACACCCAGGGUACAUAUGGAGGUGGUAUGGCCAGCUGGCAAGGUUAUGAAAACUACAACUACUACAACGCCCAGAACACCAGUGUCCCUGCAGGAACACCCUAUAGUUAUGGCCCAGCCUCAUGGGAGGCCACCAAGACCAGUGAUGGUGGCCUGGCAGCUGGGAGCUCUGCCAUGCAUGUGGCCUCUUUUGCCCCAGAGCCAUGUACUGACAACUCUGACUCGCUCAUUGCCAAGAUCAAUCAACGUCUGGACAUGUUGUCCAAGGAAGGAGGCAGGGGUGGGAUCAGCAGCGGUGGGGAGGGCAUGCAGGACCGAGACAGCUCCUUCCGCUUCCAGCCAUACGAGUCCUAUGACUCCAGGCCCUGUAUACCUGAGCAUAAUCCCUACCGUCCCAGCUACAGUUAUGAGUAUGACUUUGACUUGGGAACUGACCGCAAUGGUAGCUUUGGUGGGACAUUCAACGACUGUCGGGAUCCAACCCCAGAGCGGGGCUCCCUUGAUGGUUUCUUGAGGGGCCGAGGCCAAGGCCGCUUCCAGGACCGGAGCAGCUCCAGCACCUUCCUACGAAGUGACCCCUUCAUGCCACCCUCAGCCCCCUCGGAGCCCUUAUCCACUACCUGGAAUGAGCUGAACUACAUGGGUGGACGUGGUCUAGGUGGGCCCUCCACCAACAGGCCACCUCCUUCCCUCUUCUCCCAGUCCAUGGCCCCUGACUACAGCAUGGUGGGCAUGCAAGGGGUGGGUGGUUUUGGUAGCACCAUGCCUUAUGGAUGUGGCCGGUCCCAGACUCGGAUACGGGAUUGGCCCAGGAGGAGAGGGUUUGAACGCUUUGGACCAGACAACAUGGGCAGGAAGCGGAAACAGUUUCCAUUGUAUGAAGAACCUGAUGCUAAACUGGCCCGUGCUGACAGUGAAGGAGAUGUAUCUGAAAACGAUGAUGGAGCUGGUGACUUACGGUCAGGAGAUGAAGAAUUCAGGGGGGAGGAUGAAUUCUGUGACUCCAGGAAGCAGAGAGGAGAAAAGGAGGAUGAGGAUGAGGAUGUGAAGAAGAGACGGGAGAAACAAAGGAGAAGAGACAGAAUGCGGGACCGAGCAGCUGACAGAAUUCAGUUUGCCUGUUCUGUAUGCAAGUUUCGUAGCUUUGAAGAUGAAGAAAUUCAAAAGCAUUUGCAAAGUAAAUUUCACAAAGAGACCUUGCGAUUUAUAAGCACCAAACUGCCCGACAAGACAGUAGAAUUUCUCCAGGAGUACAUCAUAAACAGGAAUAAGAAAAUUGAGAAACGGCGUCAGGAGUUGUUAGAGAAGGAAAGCCCUAAACCCAAACCAGAUCCAUUCAAAGGGAUUGGCCAGGAACAUUUCUUCAAAAAGAUUGAAGCCGCACAUUGCCUAGCCUGUGACAUGCUGAUUCCCGCACAGCACCAGCUCCUCCAGAGACAUCUGCAUUCUGUGGACCACAACCAUAAUCGAAGGUUGGCUGCUGAGCAGUUCAAGAAGACAAGUCUCCAUGUGGCUAAGAGUGUUCUGAACAACAAACAUAUAGUGAAGAUGCUGGAAAAAUACCUCAAGGGCGAGGAUCCUUUUGUCAAUGAAACUGCUGAUCUUGAGACAGAAGGAGAUGAAAAUGUAGGAGAGGAGAAGGAGGAGACCCCAGAGGAGGUGGCUGCAGAAGUCUUAGCAGAGGUGAUCACAGCCGCAGUGAGGGCUGUAGAGGGGGAAGGAGAACCGGCUGCAGAGCACAGUGAAGUCCUGGCUGAGGUGGAAGGGCCUGUGCACACAACAGAGGCCAGUAGUGACCCUCACACUGAAAAUCUACUAGAAGAGCAGACCUGUGAAACAGCAUCUGAAGCCAGCAACAUCAGAGACAAGUCCAGAGGUGAGGCUGCUGAGGCCAGAAAUGAAGCAGCCAUGCCAGUAGCAGACACAGGAAGCACGUUACCUGUCAUAGCUAUCCCAGGAAUCAUGGAAGAUGAGCUGGAACAAACUGACGCAGAGUCCAAAGAUAUUCCCAGAGAAUGAUCUUUUCUUCCCUGUUCCAAGGGAUCUGUCAUAUCAUGUGUUCUUUUUGUUUUAUAAGCUGUAUUAGAGUGUGUGUUAUUUGGUGGAACGACUGGGCUAUUUCCUUCCCAGUGUACCUCAAGGAUUGAUGCUAUACUGUAGAUGGCUUCCCACCUCUGUUAGAAUACAAAAAGAGGUAAACUGUUUUCCCAAGUGGCCUUUGAUGGCUAUCUGUGCACUGCAGUUAGAAUAAUAAAAGUAGAUCUUCCUGAUACUUGUCCUAGAAUGGACAGAAUGUGAGGAUUUGUUUUGUGUUGUGUUUUUGUUUGGUCUUUGUUUCACUUUAUUUUGCUUUUUCUCUUGGAAAACAAUCUGAUAGAAAUAUAACUUGCUUGAGAAGAAUUUUUUUUUUAAUUAUUUAGAGGAAUUCCCUUAAUCACCUAUGCAUGGUUGAUGUGGGACAUACACAAUUCAACCAUCCAUGUGCGCAAGAGCUGAGAUUGUGCCCCCACACCAAUAAACAGUCCUGCCUGUUUCAGUAAACAUCAGGCCAUUUUUUAAGGCCUUUAUUUCAGCUUUGGCAUUGAAAUAGCAUCUUGCUUGGCCUCUGGAGUACUCGGGCCAUGUGUGUACAACCAUGCUCAGCUGGGCUUUGGUUUUAUAAUACAUUGUAUUCUAUUUUCCUCACCAGAUGUGGCAGCAUCCUGUUAACUUUAGACAGUUGGCAUGAUAUGGCAGUGGCCUUGGCCUGUGUAUCAGACAGUCCCUCAAGCUGUUCCAUUGGGAAGCAUAUUCACCGGAGCCUCUAGAAUGAAGACCCUGCUAAGGCAUUGGUUCUCACUGUUCGGGGCUUUCUAAUCAGUUUGAUGUUUGUGUUCCACCUCUAUUACUGCAGGAUUAUGUGGGUUUGGUUUGGUUUGGUUUUUUCUUAAUUUUGUUAUUUCCAUCUAAAAGCAUGUAGGGAAAAAAAACAAACAUGAAAUUACUCCAUUGAUGAAAAACAAAUUUAAACUUCCCAUAGAUGAGAUCCAUCUAUAAAAAGCUCGUGCAGUUAAGUAAAGAUGUUUCAUUUUAAGCAAAUAAUAUUUCUUUGGCAGUUCGAAAUCUGAGAAAGGGAGACUUAGCAUGUACUAAGUUCUAUAGGCUCAGAAUGAUGGGUUUUUGCCCCCUUUUGAAAUUACAGUGCUGUGUCAUCAUUGACUGUACACAGCUCAAAUCUUGGAAAGAUCAGCCAGUGAGGAAUUUUUAUUAAAAAGGCAAUAAAAUACUGCAGCAAUUUCAUCAGCAUGUCUCUCAAGGAGGAUUACUAGGGGAUAUGAGAUGAACUUUGGGAAUAUCAAUGUCAAAACAAGCAAUAAAUUGAUGCCACGGACA